Molecule: messenger RNA, 426 nt
Organism: Schistosoma intercalatum
Lineage: Eukaryota; Metazoa; Platyhelminthes; Trematoda; Strigeidida; Schistosomatidae
Source: the annotation of a GenBank genome assembly
AUGUUUCAUUCAUUAUUAUUCAAUAUCAUUGUGUUACAUUUGAUCAUACUUGUUUCAAUACAAGUUGAUGGUAAAAGACAGGAGCUACAUAGUUUCGGAAAUCCAGAGGUCAUUUUACGAAAGCUACGAGGCGAAUUCGCACAGAGUCUACAUCAUGCAGAUUAUCAAGUACAGCAAGAAAUGGGUUUGGAUAAAUUAGUUGGUUCAGUGAUGAACAAAGACGAAGCGAAAGUCGCAAAAUCUUCACGUCGCUAUAAAUGUUUGCAAAAGGAACUAAAAAAAAUCGAAAAAAAGGCGGCUAAGCACAGCGGAAUGCAAUGUGAAAUCCCUACAGGACUGAAUUACAAAGACAUGGAAACUUUAAUUGACUUGAGUAGAAAUAAAUACAAAAUUAUCAACAGUUACAACGAAAAUUUGUGUAAGUAA